Messenger RNA from Caenorhabditis elegans, 887 nucleotides. RefSeq names its product LIPaSe related (gene lips-12). Bases 8 to 841 code for a protein of 277 amino acids. NCBI's taxonomy places the organism in Eukaryota, Metazoa, Nematoda, Chromadorea, Rhabditida, Rhabditidae. The transcript has 5 exons. The record is from RefSeq and is marked reviewed. Gene Ontology annotation, biological process: lipid catabolic process. Gene Ontology annotation, molecular function: hydrolase activity.
AUCCCAAAUGAAAACUGUCUUCAACUCAAUUGUCCUCGUGGCCCUGGCCACCAUGGUCCAAGCGGAUUUUUCGGAAAAAUUCCGUGACCACUUUUCUAAUCUACCGGAAUUGCUGAAAGACUUGUCUAGAAAAAGUCAACUUGGGCCUGCUGGAAGUUUUGGAGGCGGAAAUCAUGUUGGAGGAGCUGUGACAAAAAAAAUCCCUAUCAUCAUCGUACACGGCGGAGGCAACAGUGCUGGCUCAUUUGAAAAGUACAGAGAUCACUUCAUAAAACAAGGAUAUAGUAAUGAAACCGUCUACGCAACAUCAUGGGGUUUUCCAACAGAAACUAUUCAACAAAGUCUUGAGAUGAAGUGUGAAUAUGUGAAACGAAUCAGAAAACUUUUUUUCUUAGUUGCAAGUUUUACGGGGGGUAAGGUUGAUAUUGUGGCGUAUGGAGAAGGGGCCCCAAUUGCAAGAAAAGCUGUGAUUGGAAGAAACUGUGUGGAUACAAAUCAAGAUACGGGAAAUUCACUGAGAAAUGAAGUCAGAGCAUUUGUUUCUGUUAGAGGACAAAACGGAGGUAUUCUGUGCGACCCGUCAGGUGAUAAACGUGCAACAUGUCUAAACAUGGACAUCGGGCUCAACUGUGGAUCCAAGUUUAUAAAAGACAUAAAUGCCAUUGGAAAGCAUUGGAAAGAAGCUGUUCACUCCAUUCACUCCAUUGUCCCGCUUCUCCCCCAAAAAACCAACUGCGGCUCAGAUUCCUGCGGUAUUCCAUACUCGAAAGUUUACGAGUAUGAUUUCAAUGGUGUUGAACAGAAUGUCAACCGCGUUGUGGAGAUUCUCAAGAAAUUAUGACCGCCUGAUUUUCAUAUUUUGACCUAAUAAAUAUUAAGCAUAAAAU